Messenger RNA from Anthonomus grandis grandis, 1560 nucleotides. RefSeq names its product facilitated trehalose transporter Tret1-like. Lineage: Eukaryota; Metazoa; Arthropoda; Insecta; Coleoptera; Curculionidae. The record is from RefSeq and is a predicted model, not a curated record. Gene Ontology annotation, cellular component: membrane. Gene Ontology annotation, biological process: transmembrane transport. The transcript has 3 exons. Gene Ontology annotation, molecular function: transmembrane transporter activity. Bases 93 to 1535 code for a protein of 480 amino acids.
AAUACAACAAAAAGGUAACCUCGGAUUUGUUUCAAAAGAUUUUUACUCUGCUAAUGACUGAUGUGUUGCCGCCAGUAAUAUAACAGAGAGUCAUGACGGUGCGUCUAAUUAAUUAUAAUCGAGAAUACAUUUUUCAGUAUUUCGCUACGAUUGCCGGUGUUUUCUCGAUCCUAUGCUCCGGAAUCAAUUUGGGAUGGACCUCACCCUUCUUACCAGAACUCCUCUCACCAAACUCAACCAUACCAACCACCAACGAUGAAGGAUCUUGGUGUGCCGUUGCUCCCUUACUGGGUGCACCCCCUGGAGCCAUCAUUGCCGCCCUUUUGGUGGACAAGAUCGGUAGAAAAUACACAAUUCUACUGAUAGGACCGUGGGUCUCAAUUUGUUUCAUUGGCAUAGCGUUCUCAACUAGCAUAUGGGAGAUUACCGGGUUGAGAUUCAUUAUUGGUUCCACUGAGGGAGCUUUAUACACAGUGUUACCGAUGUAUAUAGGAGAGAUAUCUGAUCCGAAGAUAAGGGAAUUCUUGACUGCUACUAUUGCGAUAGCAGCGAUCACUGGCACACUGUUUAUUAACGUCAUUGGCUCCUUUUUCAGUAUAUUCGUCUCAAGUCUUUUGUGUGCUGUGUUGCCUCUGAUACACAUGGUAGGAUUCUGGCUGGUGCCAGAAUCUCCCUACUAUUACACGAAAAAAGGGAAUUUCCAAGCAGCUAAGGAGAGCUUACAAAUACUAAGGGGAAAACAGGAUGUUGACCAGGAGAUGGAUGCUAUAGCAAAAGCCGUCGUAAGACAAGAAAGGACUAGCGAUCAAACGGGGCUUUUGGACUUGUUUACUGUCUCCAGUAACAGGCGGGCUUGCUUCAUAUUUAUAAUUGUCUGUAUGACUAAUAAGUUCAGUGGAAAGAACCCUUGCAUGUUCUAUACUGAGACUAUUUUUAAAGAGGCGAGUAGUAGCAUCGAUGCUACCCUCUCUGUGAUCAUUUAUUGUACCGUGGAGUUGGUCGCUGUGGUGAUAGCAACGUUCUUCGUUGUAAAUCGCUUCGGGAAGCGAAUGUUGCUGAUUCUGUCUGCAGCAGGGUGUUCUUUGGCCGUACUGGCCUUAGCAAUUUUCUUCUUCUUAAAAGAUUAUGGUUAUAACACUGAACUGUUCUUCUGGCUACCUAUUACAGCCCUAGUGACUUAUAACAUCAUGUUUAGCAUAGGUUUGUCGUUCGGUAUGGUGACGGUACUCAGUGAACUAUUUCCCACCAAUGUAAAAGCGAAGGCCUUAUGUAUUGCCGAUACGUUCUCAGUGCUUAUGGGCACGUUGGUUUCCAAGAUUUUCCAGAUUUUUUAUGACCAGACCGGAUCGAUGUCGUAUCCUUUUCUGUUUUUCUCAUUUUGCAGUUUCAUUGGUUGCAUUUUGAUUGUUCGGAAUAUGCCAGAGACCAAAGGGAAGACUCUGGAGGAGAUCCAGCAGCUGCUCAUUGGGCAGGAGCAGUACUCCAGCGAGCUGAGGGUCAGGCACGUGGCUUAUGUUAAUAACUCUUUUAUUUAAAUAUAUUUUUUAUUUUUUUUUUAAA